AUGGAACCUCGCAAGCCGCGUGGUAUCAAGAAACGGGUCACAGAGGCUGAAUAUGAGAACCGAAAGGCUAACAUUGCUGCCCAGUCGGUCAAGUCUACUCCUGGAACUAAGUCAAUAAAAUCGGCUUCGCCUACUCGCUCGGCAACACCCUCUAUCUAUACCCCGUCUGUUGCCAUUCCUCUAGCUGAGCCCGUUGGUUCAAAGCUUGCGUUUAUGUCUCUACCCCCUUUCAAUACCCCUGAAGUCCCUGAAAAUGUUGAUAAGAAGCUGCCAGUCCAACCUGUACCGGCAUCGAAAUCAACUCUCCGGGCCACAGCCCCAAUAUUUGUUCCGCAGGCGAUACUGCAAAAAAGAAUCAUGGAGUCGCUUGACCCGGCUUUAGAGUCUCCCUCCAUGAGAAAGGUCCCUGUCGCCAAGCUUCAUGGUGAUUUGAUUGAUUUUGAAAGUCCAGCAACUGCUCCCGCCCCAAUGAUUGCCGAAUUUCUUCGUCUUGAACUCGAAACUCCCUCGCCGGCUCCCACGCCCCAGCGCGUUUUUACUGCAGCGUCUGAUGAAAGCUCCCCAGACCCUCCUUCUCCAAAUAGAGAGGACUUCCUGGCUGGCUGUCGGCAUAUAUGCAAGUGCAAGGGUUGCGUUGCCAAAGAGAAAGCACGAUCAAUUGCACCUGAAACCCCGAAAUGGUUCCCAGAUCUGAGCCUUCCGAAUUACCCAUUUAUGUUUGAGGAUCAAAGCAAUUUUAAUGAAUUUGAAACUGAACUUCCAGAAAUCCUUCACUUGGUGAAUCAAUAUCCAAUUAAGGGCAAAGAACGGGAGGUUAAGCGGCCUGAGCCAUCAACUAUGCAUUUUACGAUGAACCAGAAAUCCGGAAGGAAUCCCCUCCAAAAGGGACACACAGAGCCCAAAACCGUGAUCGAGGCGAGGCACAAUGCCCUGAUUUCCAUGGCAUGGGGUGAGCAAGAAAUCCUGUCGCUACCAGGCCCAUCCAAAGCCAGAUCACAGGAGAAUUCGAAGACGACCCAGAGGAAGAAUCGACAAGCGGCUGAAAAGGCAGAUCAAAUCAGAUACUUGUUCCGCACCAUCUGUCCUCUUCUCGAUGCUGCUACCUCAUACCCAGGUAUACUAAAUGUAGAAAUUCAGAUUGGGCUCCUUCUUCUGUAUCGAAGCCCCAAUUCUGACAAGAUGGGACACAUGACCGUGAAGGAGUUGGAGGUCUUUUUUGAUCCAAAUGUCGAGCUUCCGCCACCUUUCAUGAAGUUCUUUGGCCGUCUUACGAGCUCGCCAGCUGAUAUUGACCAUAUCAUCAAUCUUGAAGUCGAGGGUUCUCGCCUUUUCGAGGCAGAACCCACUGACGGAAUAUUCGAGUAUGAGUUCCACUGCAGUAUCGGCGAAGAGCGUUUUUUGGUUGUCAUCGACCAAUCACAGAUGACAACAGUUCCUAAGUCCCCGGUGCCUAUCGGAUCGGUCUAUCUCAAUGUGCCGGGAAACGUUUGGGAUGCAUCUCUUACUAUCUACGGCUCCGUGGGACAAUUUACAAAGACCAGUCGGGAGGCCAGACAAGCUGCCACUGAGAUAUCACAGAAUCUAUCCGUUGCACCCAAUCGCACUCACGUCCGUCUUGUGUUGAAGCGAUCAGAUGACUUCAAGAUUGUAAAGGUUCUUCUACGUCGCACAACUACCCACCGGCAUAUUCGAACAAAUUACCCAGAUAAGGAUUCAGAAAUUUAUCUUCAUGUCAAAGAAACUCAAGACCUCAUAAUCUCUAUCAAUAACUCAGAAAAGGUUAUCGCAGCGCACUGCGCCCCGUUAAAGGAGAUGGUGAAGGCUAGCCGGCAAUGGUGGAGUGUCUCUCUGACAUCCAAGAUCCUGGAUACAGUGCUCCGAAGCAAUCUCAAGCUCGAGCUGGGUGACAAGGCAACUGAAUGGAAACCAAUGUCUCUCUUUGGAGACGAUUUUGUGCACCUGUCGCCAAAGGUGUCUCGUCCAUCUUCGCUCGAUCUUCAUGUCCCUCUUACUGAAUCAGAUGUUUCCAGCGAGACUACUAUUUCCUCUUCUAUCGGUAACGCAGGCCUGGGUGCUCUUGUUUCUCUGGCAGAGAAUGUGGUGAAGGUUAUCGAUUUCGUGGGGGCCAAUAACCUUAGGUCUAGCAUGAACGUUGACAAUACCGAGGGUGCAACGAAUCCCGUGGUGAGGUCAGAUUCUCAGAAAGGAAUUUCUUCGGACAGUAGAGCACUCGUGCUUGCCACAAAGCCUUUCCAGGGUUCAGUGCGGUGGUGA
Penicillium odoratum is the source of this 2274-nucleotide messenger RNA. RefSeq lists its product as uncharacterized. Bases 1 to 2274 code for a protein of 757 amino acids. The transcript has a single exon. NCBI's taxonomy places the organism in Eukaryota, Fungi, Ascomycota, Eurotiomycetes, Eurotiales, Aspergillaceae. The record is from RefSeq and is a predicted model, not a curated record.